Conger conger (European conger) is the source of this 2192-nucleotide messenger RNA. RefSeq names its product cytochrome P450 2K1-like. The record is from RefSeq and is a predicted model, not a curated record. The coding region runs from base 132 to 1670 and encodes 512 amino acids. Gene Ontology annotation, molecular function: oxidoreductase activity, acting on paired donors, with incorporation or reduction of molecular oxygen, reduced flavin or flavoprotein as one donor, and incorporation of one atom of oxygen; iron ion binding; heme binding. Gene Ontology annotation, cellular component: intracellular membrane-bounded organelle; cytoplasm. Lineage: Eukaryota; Metazoa; Chordata; Actinopteri; Anguilliformes; Congridae. Gene Ontology annotation, biological process: xenobiotic metabolic process. The transcript is spliced from 10 exons.
UUUUGACUGGUGCCAUUUUGAAAUGUGUUUUUUAUAUCCGCACACAAAUAUCUCUCAACUGGAGUCUUUUGUCUUCUGGGUUAAGUUAGGUAAGGACCGAGUAGCGUGUGUGACUGGGUUCAUCAGGAACCAUGUUGGAGGAGCUUUUACCCCAGAUGCCCCCUCCCUUGACCCUUCUGGGGGUGGUGCUGGUGCUGUUUUUGCUCUACCUGCUCUCCUCCACGCCUGGGCCUGGAAAAGACCCACCGGGACCCAGACCCCUGCCUCUCCUCGGGAACCUGCUCCACCUGGACUUGAAACAGCUCCAUGUGUCUCUCUGUGGGAUGUAUAAGAAAUAUGGGUCUGUGUUCACUGUACACUUGGGCCCAAAGAAAGUGGUCGUCCUGGCAGGCUACAAGACAGUCAAACAGGCACUGGUCAACUACGCUGAAGAGUUUGGAGACCGGGAAAUUGCACCCAUAUUUAGAGAUGCUUUUAAAGAGCAUGGUAUGCAAUCCAGUUCAAUCCUGGACAUCUGUGUUAUUUUUGCCAACGGAAACUCCUGGAAGGAGAUGAGACGCUUCUCCCUCUCUACCCUGCGAGACUUUGGAAUGGGCAAGAGGGGGAGCGAGGAGAAGAUCAUUGAGGAAUGUCGCCACCUCAUCAAGGUCUUUGUGAAUUUUAAGGGCGAGCCUUUCGACACCAUUCAGCCAGUGAAUUACUCUGUCUCCAACAUCAUCUGUGCCAUCAUGUAUGGCUUCCGCUUUGACUACGCUGACCCUGCCUUUCAAAAAAUGGUCGACAGGGCCAAUGAAAAUGUCCGGACUGUUGGUUCAUCUCAAAUACGGCUGUACAACAUGUUCCCCUGGCUGCGCUGGUGUUGUGGCCGGUGGCUGGUGAAUCGGACCCAGAUUUUGAAGAACGUCAAAAACAACAUUGAGGAGAUUAUGGGGCUGGUGCUGGGACUGAAGGACACACUGAACCCCCAGGACCUCAGGGGAUUUGUGGACGCCUUCCUAGUUCGACAGCAGGAGGAGUCAGACCAGCCGGAUUCCUACUACCACAACAACAACCUGAAAUUUACUGUCGGCAACCUUUUUGGAGCAGGGACAGAUACCACUGCUACCACCCUGAGAUGGGGCCUGCUGCUGAUGGCCAAGUACCCGCACAUACAGGACCAGGUUCAGCAGGAGCUGAAUCAGGUCAUUGGGGACCGGGAACCCCGGGUGGAGGACCGGAGGAAACUGCCCUACACAGACGCCGUGAUCCACGAGAUCCAGAGAGUGGCUAGCAUCAUACCCAUGAGCCUCCCUCACACCACCAGCUGUGAUAUCACCUUCCAGGGAUACUUCAUCAAGAAGGGAACUAUGGUGAUCCCACUCCUGAUGUCAGUGCUGCAGGAUGAGGAAGAGUGGGAGACCCCCCACAGUUUCAACCCUGGCCACUUCCUGGAUGAGAAGGGCUGCUUCAUCAAGCGAGAUGCCUUCAUGCCCUUCUCUGCAGGGCGACGGGCCUGUCUGGGAGAGAGCCUGGCCAGGAUGGAGCUCUUCCUCUUCUUCACCUUCCUCCUGCAGAGGUUCCGCUUCACACCACCACCGGGGGUGUCUGAGGAUGAGCUGGACCUGACGCCGACCGUGGGGCUCUCCCUCACCCCUUCCCCCCACCAGCUGUGUGCUGUGAGCCGGGCCUAAACCCCACUCCAGCUGUGUGCUGUGAGCCGGGCCUAAACCCCUCUCCAGCUGAUGAGUGUGAACCACACCUUUUCUGUUCUUCACCAAACCUUUCUUGGUCAUGAGUUACAAUAAAUGUUUAUCUGGAUAUGAGUGUCUGCAAGAUUAUUAAAUAUACUGUAUGUCUCCCCUGCACAGCUGAGGGCACAUUCAUAAGGGGUAAAGUAUGUUUUAAAAUGUUGCUAAUGGGUUAGAUGCUCAAAAUAUAUGCAAUAUUACCACAUAAUAUCAUCAUGCAUGUUUCUCAUUCAUUUUAUACAUUUUAAUUUGUUUCCUGACUUGACUGAAUUGAAAUAGACCCUGACUUAACUCAUAUUUUUACAAUUUUUUGAUACAUAUUGAAAAUAUGUUUUAGCCAUGUUCAAACACACCUUUUCAGACUAUACCUUAGUACUCCUUCCUGAUUUACCCACCCCCCCUUCCAAAAUCCCUCUUGUGAUGUGAUGAAACCAAAGUGUAUAAAAUACCCUGUAAAAAAUGAAA